This is a messenger RNA of Hypomesus transpacificus, 1889 nucleotides long. It is a transcript of the gene ifngr1, whose product is annotated as interferon gamma receptor 1. Lineage: Eukaryota; Metazoa; Chordata; Actinopteri; Osmeriformes; Osmeridae. Gene Ontology annotation, molecular function: protein binding. The record is from RefSeq and is a predicted model, not a curated record. The transcript has 7 exons. Bases 324 to 1379 code for a protein of 351 amino acids.
AAUAUUCACUAUUCGCCUGUUUACUCCCGCUUAAAGUGUGUUUUCGGUGGGCUACAUAAACAUUUAGAACUACUAAAUAAUAAUAGUUUAUUUUCAUUUUGGCUAUUCAUUUCGAUUAAACCCGCGUAUUCAAAGGGUAUUUAACAUAUGUUGCAAUAAAAUGAGGAAGCUGCGGUCUCGGGGCGUCACAUUGAAGUCGCGAUAGUUACCAGAUACUGAACUAACUUUGAAGACAAAUGGUUUCAUGGAGGAGCUCCAGUUUAGUCAAUCAUUUUGAUAAAAUAGCAUGAUUCAGAGUUUGAAUUCUCCACAAAACGAGAGCCAUGGUGCUGGCAACUUCUGUGUUUAUCCUAAUUCUAAUGAUCAUAGUCGAAUAUGUCUCGUCACUCGUUCUGCCACCAGAAAACGUCACGGUGAGCUGCCACAACUUUCAGACAAGGGCUUAUUGGAAUUACAGCAAGCACCCUCUACCACCUAAUUUCAUAUUACAUUUUGUUUCUGAGAGUGAGAACAAGACUGUGACAACGACAGAGCUCCAUUAUGACUUGACCCACCUCAUGAGGGCGUCCUCAUUCAGCAAUCGCUACGCAGUGGAGGUCAGAGCUGUAGAAGGAGCAGAGACCUCACAACAUGUCAGCUCCCCAAUAAUCACGUUUAACAUCUUGAAGAUGGCAGAUGUCAAAUGUGCCCUGGAUUUCCCUCCUGUUAAGCUGUCACCAGAUGAUAUGGGGAUUGCGGUAAGCUUUCGCAACCCAUUCUACUACUACAAAGAACUGGCGGAGUCAAACCCGUUUGACAGAGUCUUCCACUACAAAGUGUUCACUGAGAAUACAUCAGACACUAUGUCAUCUCCCACCACACACAAGUGUACAAUGGCAAGGAACUGUGGGGUGGUAUUACCCAGCAGUAGGGGACCAUACUGUGUUCAACUAAACGGUUCAAUCAUGGACGGGAAAAUACCAUUCAAAAAGACAGCCAUUGUCUGUACCCAAGACCACCAUGCGCAUGAGUCUUACGUCUUCAUCCUACUUGGGGUUGUGUUGGCGGUGUUUAUCAUUGUCAGCUUGGUAAUAAUAGUGAUGGUCUACCAGGUAAAGGCAUGGAAAACAAACCCCUCCAUUUUGCCAAAGGCAUUGGCUUCACUCAUGACAAACCCUAAUGAGAGAAGAAUAAUGCAGUUUCCAGAGGACAGAGUGGAGCACAUCGCCAUCGAAGACUACCAGGCACAGACUGAAGAGGUGGAGAUCAUCGAGGUGGAACGGCCAUGUUGUAUGGUAGAAGACCAGAACGCACAGUUUGGAAGGUUGUUGGAAGAGGACGAAGAGGAGGAUGAGUGUCCGCCCUCGGGCUACGGCCACGCACACAGCCUGGAUAUGUAGGUGGAGAUGCACCCAACAAGGUGAAGGAUUAUGGUGAAGCUGGAGUCCAUAACCUCCAUCAGGUCAUUAAGAACCAUAGGGGGGUGGGAACGAAAGAUGGUGCCCUCGGUCUAAGCUGGGUUGUUUUUCUCAGGAACACUUGGUUGCAUUUAUAUGGAAACUGGAAAUAUAAAAAGCCAUCAAGAUUCUGCCACUCCGAGAAGUGGAGGUGUGCUGGAUGAACUUUGUACCUCAUCUUAGUCAUCUGUAGAUGACUAAGAACAAUCGAGUGUUGCCAGUACUGUUCAACUUAUUCGCCAAUUGAUUUUUUUCUGUAUGCAAUCACCAUUGUGGUUAGAUUUGUGAUGGACAAAUGGUUUUGUGAAGGUUUGUUUGGAAGUUUAAAAAGUUGUGAAGAUCCCGGUUUUUACAUAAAUCUUUUAAAGAAAAUAAAGCUUGGACUUUUAGGAGCCUUUAUGGAGAGACACUGAAUGUAACACUGUCCGUUUUUAAUAAAAAUUACUUUCUUAA